Coregonus clupeaformis (lake whitefish) is the source of this 2359-nucleotide messenger RNA. It is a transcript of the gene gtf2e1, whose product is annotated as general transcription factor IIE, polypeptide 1, alpha. Gene Ontology annotation, biological process: transcription open complex formation at RNA polymerase II promoter; transcription initiation at RNA polymerase II promoter. Gene Ontology annotation, cellular component: transcription factor TFIIE complex. The record is from RefSeq and is a predicted model, not a curated record. Bases 299 to 1663 code for a protein of 454 amino acids. The transcript is spliced from 5 exons. NCBI's taxonomy places the organism in Eukaryota, Metazoa, Chordata, Actinopteri, Salmoniformes, Salmonidae.
GAGAACAUUAUUUUCCGGGAUUCCAUUGCAAAAUAUAUAGAAAAGUACGAGGCAGAGCAUCCACAAGCUUUCAAGUUGUUACAAGAGAACACAUGCAAUUGAAUCCCACCACAGAGAAGGACGCCCUUGACCCCUUGCUGGGGUUCCUCCCCCUCAAGAACCUCUCCUUUCUGCCUGAAGUUUACCCACCCUCCUGUCCAACCACCCACAGACACUUCUCAGGCUACCUAUUGUAGCCUUUACUUAUUCCGUAAGCCACUCUCUCUACCAGUCUGCUACCCAAUAGGCCAUAUAGAAGAUGUCAGAGCCAGAAUUAUUAACAGAGGUCCCUGCUUCGCUGAAGCGCCUGGCCAAGCAGGUUGUGCGGGGCUUCUACGGGGUGGAGCAUGCCCUGGCUCUGGACGUUCUCAUCCGCAACCCCUGCGUCCGUGAGGAGGACAUGCUGGAGUUGCUCAAGUUUGACCGAAAGCAGCUGCGCUCGGUGCUCAACACGCUCAAGGGCGAUAAGUUCGUCAAGUGCCGCAUGCGGGUGGAGACGGCUCCCGAUGGCAAGACCACGCGCCACAACUACUACUUCAUCAACUACCGCCUGCUGGUCAACGUGGUCAAGUACAAGCUGGAUCACAUGCGGCGGCGCAUCGAGACAGACGAAAGGGACUCAACCAACCGGGCGUCGUUCCGCUGCCCCUGCUGCUUCAGCACCUUCACUGACCUGGAGGCCAAUCAGCUGUUUGACCCCAUGACCGGGACAUUUCGUUGUACGUUCUGUCAGACGGAGGUAGAGGAGGAUGAGUCUGCGGUGCCCAAGAAGGACGCCAGGACCCUGGUGGCCCGUUUCAACGAACAGAUCGAGCCCAUAUAUGUGCUACUGCGCGAGACAGAGGACGUCCACCUAUCAAACGACCUGCUGGAACCAGAGCCCGCCGAGAUCCCCGCCCUCAAACAGAGUCGGGACCGUGCAGCAGCGGCGGCGGGUGCAGCAGCUGGCGGUCCCCACCGGGAGGCCUGGUCCACCAAGAGCUCGUCGUACGCCGACCUGUACACCCAGAACGUGGAGAUCAGCAUGGGGGAGCAGGGGGAGCAGCAGCGCAGGCAGGCCAGCGAGGGCAAGGCACCUAGGGAGAGACCCGUGUGGCUGACAGAGAGCACUGUGCAUGGAGGAACAUACAGCGAGCCAGACCCACUCAAGAACUCCGGAGACGACGCGGCAGGAGCCCAGAUGGGCGUGGCCGGGCUCGGCGGCGGCCAAUCAGACGAGAACGAAGAAGUGAUGCGCGCCCUGCUCAUCCACGAGAAGAGGAGCGGCGCCGGCCCGGCAGGAGGCGGAGCCGUAGCGGCAGCCAGGGCGCUCAUCUCCUCAUCAGCAGCCAAGGGCAGCGACUCGGAGAGCGACACCAGCGAAUCAGACGAGGACUCUCCCAUGGCUCCGCCCCCUGUGGCUGCAGCCCAGCGGCGGCCGACGGGUAUGGAGAUGGAGGAGGAGGAUGAUGAUGAAGAGUUUGAGGAGGUGGGGGAGGAUGAGCCCAUGGUAAUGGUGGGGGGAAGGUCAUUCUCCUAUCGGGAGGUGAGCCAGAGACCAGAGCUAGUGGAGAAGAUGAGCUCUCAAGAGAAAGAGGCCUACAUCGAGAUGGGACAGAAUAUCUUCCAGGAAAUGUACUUCUAACUGAAAACACACAGACACUCACGUACACGGCCUCGCUCUACAUGGAUCUCUCUUUCUCUCUGGUCUCCUUCCACCCUCUUCUCUUCUUCCCUCCAAGAGGAAUAGAAGAUGUCACUCUAGUUCCAAUCAGUUAUUCCGUUCUCUGUUCUAGAGACCAGACUGCCUAUUGCCAUGACAGUUGUAUUAGUGGUGUGUUAGUCUGGCCACUCACUCAGACUCAGCUCAACCAGUCAGUGUUUCCUCUCAGUAUUACAGUAGCUGAACGUUACAACACACUACUCUAGAGUUGCUCUAUAACCACAGCAUGAUACCUAGUGAAGACGCACACACUGCCUCCCCUCUCAUCCUGUCUGUACCUCCAGUACCCAUUACUAAACAGGAACAGAGUUGAAGAUCUGGGAACCUGUCCAGAAAACAGUCACAUGCGCGCCACACACACACACACACACACACACACACACACACACACACACACACACACACAGUUGCCAACCAGUUCAUUAGACCAGAGUAGACCACACCGCUCCUUUCUCUCCCUGCGCUCCAGCCUUAUGGCACUCUCGAUCUCCACACUCCGUGAAUUCUUCACUGUUCUCAGGGCAGGGCGAGCUGUUCAUUAUUCAUUUCUCCUCUCCUCAUCCCGCUCUCUUUUCCCUCUACCCACACACACAAGCUCCUUCUUUUUUUUUUAUCUGA